Molecule: messenger RNA, 1595 nt
Organism: Mytilus californianus (California mussel)
Lineage: Eukaryota; Metazoa; Mollusca; Bivalvia; Mytilida; Mytilidae
Exons: 5
Coding region: 12-1202 (396 amino acids)
Source: RefSeq, a predicted model, not a curated record
CUGUUUUGUUUAUGAUGGAAAAAAGAAAAUUAUCAUCAUCAGAAGAGUCUCAAUACGAUCGCAAGCUGUCAUCUUCAGAAAGCAAACGACUAAAAUCAUCGGACUUCAGAACAGAAGAAUUGACGGACAUUGGGCUAUUUUUCGCGGACAAUCCGAUUACUGUGUUAGAGCUAAAAAAAAAGCUUAAACUUGCACUGGAAAUAUUUCCACUAAAUGACAGAAGAAGCCGUAGGAAUCUGAGAAGAAACACUGUAGAGAUACCCACGUGUAUUGAGUCACUGUGCAAGUUUACAAAAGAGCAUGUUAAUUUUAACCUGGAGAAUGUUGACUGGAAUAAGAAAGUGUCAUUAGCACCAAAAUUUCGAAAUGAACUUUUAGAAUUUGAAAAAGAAGCAAUCAUAGACCUCCAGGAGGCAAAAAUACUUCUUAUGGAAUUUUCAGAAGAAUUUCUGAAUGGUGAGACAAAUGAGUCUGGUUUGAUGACUGACAAACUUGGCAAAAGAAUGUUUUUGGAUUGGUCCACGAAUACAUCCAGAUUUCUUUCGGAGAUACAGAAAGUACUUCAAAAGUUAGGUUUACCAUUGGAAGUACCACCUGAACCGAUUAGAGAUAAAAUUGAAGAUGUUAUUUUAAGGGAAAGUGUUUUCACAAGUUUGUUCAUGAAGUUUACAGAAAUCUUUUUUCUUCAGCCAGACUUUGGAGAAAACCGAAAGAUUUCAAUAAAGAUAAGAAAUAAGUAUGUUGGAUGUAUUCCUGAUGUAAGAUUUAAUCAACGUGUACAGAAAUCUGAAGGCAGAUCCUGUUUAUUGCUUAUGCUGGCAGAGGUGAAAAAAGAUGCAUUAAAGCUGGCAGAUGAUGAUGAUGACUCCAAAACCCCCUGGAUAGAAAAACAUUUAAAAAAACAGGUACUUGGACAGAUUGGAUCACAGCUAUUAUUAGAAUGUUGGCACUCUGUGUUUGUUCCAAAGAGUCUAGGGAUUGUUUGCAUGGGGACUGAGAUAAUUUUUCUGUACAUGGACACAGAUUUUAACCAUUAUGAAGCUUUGAUGGCAAACAACAUCACUGACAGCCAUAGAUCAACAAUUCAUUACACAAAAUCGUUUGAUAUCAUGAAAAUGGAGGACAGAAAUGAGUUAGUUGAUUUUUUAUUCUGGUUGGGAUGUUUACAGAUACAAGAUUUUAAUGAAUACUUUUGUUGUUAAGGUUAUCAGUAUUGAUAGAAAUAUGUUCCUGGCCAAUCCUGGCAAUAGUGUAGUGUUGCAGCAGGCAAAUAUUGGCAAUAGUGAUACAGCUGGCCAAUUAUGACAAUAGUGUUGCAGUAUGGUGAGGAAAAUGCAGUCAUGUUUAUAUUAACCUUGAUGUAUGAUACAUUUUUGUAAAAAUAUAUAAAUGGUAUAGGCCUGAGUAACACCAGCAUAUUCCUCUUAUUCAAUAACACCAGGAAUAGAGCUUUGUAUAUUGGAAGACCCAUAAUAUACAGUUUAGCAGUCUACCACCACUUAGCACUUGAUAAUAUUAAGAUUGUACAUGGAGGUUUUUCAUCAAUUCAUAUUUUUGUAAUCAUUAAAUUUAAUAUUAAAAAAAAAUUUCUGACA